AUGAGCCGCCCGUCCUCCGCCGGCCCCGGCCCUAGCAAGCCUUGCGGAAAGCAGCAGCAGCAGCAGCACGCCCCGUCCCCUGCCGCCGUCCUGCCGGGCACCGGCGGGGCUUCUCCGCCGCCUCCCCCGCCUCCUCCUCUUCCUCCCCCCCAGCAGCAGCAGCAGCAGCAGGAGCUGACCUCGCUCUUCGAGUGCCCCAUCUGCUUCGACUAUGUCCUGCCGCCCAUCCUGCAGUGCCAGGCCGGGCACCUGGUGUGCAAGCAAUGCCGGCAGCAGCUGAGCCUCUGCCCCACCUGCCGGGGCUCCCUCACCCCCAACAUCAGGAACCUGGCCAUGGAGAAGGUGGCCUCGGCUGUCCUCUUCCCGUGCAAGUACGCCACAACAGGCUGCUCCCUGACACUCCACCACACAGAAAAGCCAAAACAUGAAGCCAUCUGUGAGUACCGUCCCUACUCCUGCCCGUGCCCUGGUACCUCCUGUGACUGGGAGGGAUCCCUGGAAGCCGUGAUGUCCCACCUCAUGCAUGCCCACAAAAGCAUUACCACCCUUCAGGGAGAAGACAUCAUUUUCCUUGCCACAGACAUUAACCUGCCAGGGGCAGUGGACUGGGUGAUGAUGCAGUCGUGCUUUGGUCACCACUUCAUGCUGGUGCUGAAGAAACAGGAGAAGUGUGAAGGCCACCAGCAGUUUUUUGCCACCGUGCUGCUCAUUGGCACCCGUAAGCAGGCAGAGAACUUUCAGUACAGACUGGAGCUGCACGGCAGCUGCCACCGCCUGACCUGGGAGGCAUCUCCCUGCUCCAUCCACGACGGCGUGGCCGUGGCCAUCCGCAACAGCAACUGCCUCGUUUUUGAUACAGCCACCGCACACCUCUUUGCUGACAACGGAAACCUGGGCAUCAACGUGACCAUUUCUAUGUGCUGCCCGUGAUGCACUGCCGAGACUCAGCUGUCUGGGUGCAGUGCUUCACCAGGUUUUGGUUUUGGUUCCCGUUUUUUACGCUGUUCAACUGUGUCAUCUUGUAUGCUGAGGUUUCUGACUAGCCAACGGUUGUAACUUUGGGCAGAAGAGGAACAAGAGUAAGUAACGUAAGCGGGACGAGGUCUUUUAAAAUUCUUGGGUGCCUUAGGAAGAUUACACACACACAGUUACCUUUUAUAAUUUAAUUAUAUUUUAUGUAAAGAGUGCUUCCAUUAGAUAUGUGGCUUAAGAGGCUCCUGUUUGGAGCACACCUAAAAGCCCUUUCAGCAGUAGUACAGACUCCCUCUGUUACUGGUGAGCUUUAAU
Molecule: messenger RNA, 1287 nt
Organism: Hirundo rustica (Barn swallow)
Lineage: Eukaryota; Metazoa; Chordata; Aves; Passeriformes; Hirundinidae
Gene: SIAH2
Product: siah E3 ubiquitin protein ligase 2
Exons: 2
Coding region: 1-930 (309 amino acids)
Biological process (GO): proteasome-mediated ubiquitin-dependent protein catabolic process; multicellular organism development
Cellular component (GO): cytoplasm
Molecular function (GO): ubiquitin conjugating enzyme binding; ubiquitin protein ligase activity; zinc ion binding
Source: RefSeq, a predicted model, not a curated record